GCUUAACUAAAAAAAAGCUCGGUGUUCCUUCCGCUCGAUGUUCUCUGGCUGCGAUUUCUCCCACCUCCGCCUGCGACGAUGACGACGCUGGCUCCAUUUUGACUGCGGCCAGAAAGUGGGGCUCCCGGCCUCGGGCGGCGGUAAGAGCUCAGGAAGAACUUGCCAUUUAGGAAAGGGGGAAAAAAGCAAUAAAAGAAAAAAAUUAUUUUGUUGCUUUUCCUCUCAUCAGAAAUGGCCAAUGUGCUCUGUAACAGAGCCAGGCUGGUUACAUAUGUGCCAGGAUUUUACUCUUUAGUCAGGAGGGUUGUAAAUCCCAAAGCUUUUUCCACUGCUGGAUCUUCAGGUUCAGAUGAGUCUCAUGUAGCUACUGCACCCCCAGAUAUAUGUUCAAGAACUGUGUGGCCAGAUGAAACAAUGGGACCAUUUGGGCCCCAGGAUCAAAGAUUUCAGCUCCCUGGGAACAUAGGUUUUGACUGUCACCUCCAUGGGACAACUUUGCUGAAGAAAAGUCCAGUCCAUAAAACUUUGCCUGAUGUUCUAGCAGAACCUUUAUCAAGUGAAAGACAUGAAUUUGUCGUGGCACAGUAUAUAAACGAAUAUGAGGACAGUGAUGAACCUGUUGAACAACUGGAAAUUAACAAGGCAGAAACUUAUUUUGAAAAUGCCAAAGUAGAAUGUGUAAUACAAACAUGUCCAGAGCUACUUCGAAGAGAUUUUGAAUCAAUGUUUCCAGAAGUGAAUUCUGGCAAACUAGUGGUACUAACUGUAACACAGAAAACCAAAAAUGAUAUGACCAUAUGGAGUGAGGAGGUUGAAAAUGAAAGAGAAAUACUGUUGGAAAAGUUUAUAAACGGUGCUAAAGAAAUUUGCUAUGCUCUACGUACUGAAGGCUAUUGGGCUGACUUUAUUGAUCCAUCAUCUGGAUUGGCAUUUUUUGGACCAUAUACAAGCAACACCCUUUUUGAAACAGAUGAACGUUAUCGACAAUUAGGGUUUUCUGUUGAUGAUCUGGGCUGCUGCAAAGUGAUUCGCCAUAGACUUUGGGGUACCCAUGUGGUUGUUGGAAGUAUCUUCACGAAUGCCACAGCUGACAGUCACAUUAUGAAGAAAUUAAGUGGAAACUAGGUGGCAGCUGCUUUGUUUGUACUUGACAUUUUGUCUAUAAACACUGUCAAAAAUGUUCAGUUUUUUAAAAUACUUAUUUCUAGGUAAAAAAAAUAUUUAUUUCAGCAUCUGUAAACUUAAGGGUUUGUGAUUUAUGAGAUUCUCAAAAAAUGGCAAAUGUUCACUCAUAUUUCUGUUUAAUACAUAUUAACCACCUACAUUUAUAAAAAGCAGUAAUUCAUUUGGAUCCAAGGCUUGAUCCCAUAUUAUAUGUUUAUGGAGAGAGAGUUUUGGCUCUUUCUCCUUUUUAUUUAAAAAUUUCAGUUUUACAUAUAUCCUUCCAAAAAUAAAUCACAGGUUAAGAAGAUGAAGGUUGUUUCUUUUCCCAUUGUGAUGCACUUCAAUUUCAUUUCUGAAAGCUUCUAAAUUCAGACCUAUGUAAGUCUUGUCAAGUCGCACAAUUUUGGUAAAUUAUAGUUGUGAUAUUUAGAUUCAGGUUUAGAAACUUCCUCCAUGUUUGUUGGAAAAGCAGUACUUUUUACUACAUUUUUUAAAUUGGUCUUCCUCAAAUCUAAAACUUUUAAGGUUUUGAUAUUUUCCUCAUUUUCAUUUUCUCUAGAUAUUUACUUUGUGUCAAGUUGCAUACAUCAACAUCAUUAUGUAACCUAAGAUAUUUUAGGCCUUUGGUUUAAAAAACAAGUGUCAGAAUGUAACACAUUUGUUUAUUAUAGACAAUUUUUUGUUUCAUUUGCCAAAUCUAUUUUUGUGAUCCAGUGAUAAAAUGAAACUGCUGCAUGUUACAGAAUACCUCAGUCAGUGACAGAACUUAUUUUUUUGACAAUAUAAACUUGAAAAGACUAAUCUUAUAUCACUGGCCUUUUGCCAAUAACUACCCUGAAAAUAUAUGUAAUUAUACCAGAAUGUAUUCAUUGCUCUUCUAUUUUGGGUUCCACCUGUAGUUGUUAAAUGGGGGUAUCAAACACCUAUUUAAGAAAUGACCCAUGGAAAUGACAAAAUCUAGUAUUACCUUCUUUGAUUAACACUUUAUGCUUAAAAAGAAAAUAUUUAAAUUAUCACUUAUCAUAAAGAAAAGCAGUGAUUCCCUUUUUUUCCUGUACUUAACACCACUGUCAGUAUUUUUUAAAUGGGCUGCCAAGAUGAGAGGUUGGGAAAAAUAAUCCCUACCUUCCCUUCCCAUCUUAACGUGUUUAAUUAUAGAUAUAAACGAUGCAAGUACAGAAACCAUCCCUAAUAAGACUCCUGAUGAAAUCCUAAGGGUCCAUGCUGUGAAACUACUUCAUUAUAUCGCCCUUUUCUUCAGUAAACAGUCCUCUAUAAUCCUAUAUGUUUUAAGUAGUUCCUGCUACUUCAUAUUUUGCCUAUCUUUUAAUGCAUUCUUUCCCCCACCCUGAAAUAUUACUUUUUCACUCUUUGCUAUUUUGACCUGCCUAUAUAUUCAUCAGCUGGAGCACUUGAUUUAUCAUUUAUUUUUCGUCAGCCGUUUGUACUUCUUACCAAAAAAGAAGUGCCCCAUUCUUGAAAAAGAGGUUUGCUACUUUGUGUUAGAUAAACAAAGCACUGAAAAAUGUUUUCCAAAAAAAGCAAGGACUUAUACAGAGCUGUAUACUAUAAGUAAUAGUGUUUUGACAAAGUUUGAUAUUUAGGUAAUCAACAUGGAGAUAAACUCAUCUCCAGUGAGUUCUGUGAACACUUACUUUCCACAAGGAAAUAGUCACAGUUACUGUGCUAAUAAAUGCCUAUAAGUCAACUCAACUCUUAUUUUUCAUCACAUUCCCUUGACCAUGACCCUAUGAAGAAAACUAAGAAAUUUAUUUGCAAAAUCAGUGAAUAUAUAAACUAUUUAAAAAUAGGGCUUCUUGGCUUAAAUUAGGGUUGAUUCAGUGACAUUAAUUUCAACUUCAAUUAUCUAGAAAAUAUUUUUAUAUCUUUUUUUCACCUUUUGCACUUUUUUAAUAUGUACCAACUUUGGCAGCUUAAGUUGUACAGACACUAUUUUAAUACUUUUCAUAAGCUGUAUCUUUGGCUUGUAAGUUUUCUGUAUUGUGCCAAUGGUAUAACCAUCCCUUGCCAUGUCAACGCCCAGAUGGUCCAGAGUCGUAUUCUAAAUGUUUCAUUUCUAUUUCUUUUACCACAUAAUAGUGCCUUGACUAUUAAGUGGGGUACUUAGUCAUUUGGGGCACUUGUAGAUAGAAAUAAAGAUCUUAUUUCCACAUUUUUACAAGUAGAGCUUUUUAUGUCUCUAAAUAAACCUUUGUAGUAGGUCUGUCUUCCUCAAGAGAUAGCCAGACACAUAAAUAUAAAGAGGAUGAAAGCAACAACAUACCUAUUUUUCAAAAAAAGUUUGUUUUUUUUAAAGGCUAGAUUCUGAAUAUUCAAUUGUAUACACUUUAUAGCUUGUCAAGAAAUAUUCUUGUUUCAAAGGGAUCCAUUCUGUUAAAAGAACGGAAACCAAAUGACUGGUGGACAACCUUAGCAUCAAAUUGUCCACAAAUUUUAUUUAUAAAUAUGCAGAAAAAUAAAAUAUUUUUCCAUAAAAA
Messenger RNA from Dromiciops gliroides (monito del monte), 3662 nucleotides. RefSeq names its product metabolism of cobalamin associated D (gene MMADHC). The transcript is spliced from 8 exons. Bases 232 to 1125 code for a protein of 297 amino acids. Gene Ontology annotation, biological process: cobalamin metabolic process. Lineage: Eukaryota; Metazoa; Chordata; Mammalia; Microbiotheria; Microbiotheriidae. The record is from RefSeq and is a predicted model, not a curated record. Gene Ontology annotation, cellular component: mitochondrion.